Molecule: messenger RNA, 945 nt
Organism: Emys orbicularis (European pond turtle)
Lineage: Eukaryota; Metazoa; Chordata; Testudines; Emydidae
Product: Golgi-associated RAB2 interactor protein 6-like
Exons: 6
Coding region: 1-945 (314 amino acids)
Cellular component (GO): nucleus
Source: RefSeq, a predicted model, not a curated record
AUGAGCGCGGACAUCAGCGCCAUCUUGGUAGCGGCCGUCGCGCGGGCGCCAUAUUGGGCUGGUGGGAAGAUGCACCAGGAGUUGGUGCUGCCGUAUUACACAGCGGAUGGCGACCAGGCGCGGGGGCUGAUGAACACGGCCAUGGGGCCACUGCAGCGCCAGCUCCGGGCCGGCGAGUACGAGAUCUUCCAGUACGCCCCCAUAUUCGAGAGCGACUUCAUACAGAUCAGCAAGCGCGGGGAGGUGGUGGACGUGCACAAUCGUGUCCGAGUGGUCACAGUGGGCGUGGCCUGCACCAGCCCCGCCCUCCUGGUGCCCAACGUGCUGCUGCUGGCCCGGCCCGUGGUCCCCUCCGAGGACAGCCGGGGCCGCAGGGGUCCCCCUGUCAAGGCACUAGAGCUCACCAGGCUGCUCCCGCUGCGGUUUGUGAAGCUCUCGGUGCACGACGGCGAGAUGCUGCAGCUGCGGCUGAAGCUGGCCAGCGGCCGCUCGUUCUACCUGCAGCUCUGCCCCCAGGGCGACGCCUAUUACGAGCUCUUCGACAUGUGGGUGCAGAUCAUCAACCUCCUCCGGCCGCCCGCGGACGGGAGCCACGGGGGACAGGCCCUGCCCGGAGACCCCGGGGCUUUCGGGGAACCCCUGUUCAGAGGCAUCAGCCAGGACACCACCGGGAGCCUGGAGUCGCUGGCCCCCGAGGAAGGGGGCCUGGAUGCCUUGAGCGUCUGCAGUUGCCGGACCCCCAGCCCCUCCCGGGAUGACCCAGAGAGCUCAUGCAGCCGCACCCCCCCCAGCCUCAGCCCCUCACUGCCCCACGAGUCGCCCAGCGUGGGGAGGGGGUCGCAGCGGGCCGCAGGCAGGAAGCCCAGCCGGAUCCUGUCGCUGGUGAAGUCUCUGUCCCGCAUCAGCCUGAGCCGCCCCCCCAAGGACAAGAAGAAGAGGCGCUGA